Molecule: messenger RNA, 2224 nt
Organism: Vombatus ursinus (common wombat)
Lineage: Eukaryota; Metazoa; Chordata; Mammalia; Diprotodontia; Vombatidae
Product: liver carboxylesterase 1-like
Exons: 15
Coding region: 166-1887 (573 amino acids)
Biological process (GO): lipid catabolic process
Cellular component (GO): endoplasmic reticulum; lipid droplet
Molecular function (GO): carboxylic ester hydrolase activity
Source: RefSeq, a predicted model, not a curated record
CAGGACUGUGAGGAAAGAUCAGGUGAGCAGCAUGAAAAAUCAGACUAUUACAGUCAUCAGAUGCCACAAGAAAGAUUAAAGGGGUUAGUCACUCAAUCAGUUUACAGCUGUGCAAGACAGAAGCAACCUCAGCCUUUUAGGAAAGCAUAGAUCUCUGCACCAGACAUGUGGCAAAGAACUGCUCUCAACAACAUAUGGCAGAUUUCCCUGGUUCUCUGCUCCAUUAUUGUGUUCAUCAUACAGGGGCAGAAGCAACCUUCAAUGCUGGUAGUGGACACUGAAUAUGGGAAAGUCCAAGGCAAACAAGUGAGACUGCAAGGAUUUGGCAUACCUGUCCAUGUUUUUCUGGGUGUUCCUUUUGCCAAACCUCCUCUUGGACCCUUGAGAUUCAGUCCACCACAGCCUCCUGAGCCCUGGGAGUAUGUGAAGAAUACCACUACAUAUCCACCCUUGUGUCCCCAGGAUAUAGUUGUGUCACAGAAACUCUCUAGCCUUUUCUCCAUACGGAAUGAAACUUUUUCAAUGACGUCUUCUGAAGAUUGUUUGUAUCUAAAUAUUUAUAGCCCAUCUAACCUGGCAAUGAAGACCAAGUUACCGGUAAUGGUAUGGAUCCAUGGAGGAGGGUUGAUGAUGGGUGAGGCUUCAACCUAUGAUGGACUGGCCCUCUCAGCUCUUGAAAAUGUGGUAGUGGUGUCCAUUCAGUACCGCCUGGGAAUCCUAGGGUUCUUUAGUACUGGAGAUGAACAUGCUAGAGGGAACUGGGGUUAUUUAGACCAAGUGACUGCACUCCACUGGGUCCAGAAGAACAUUGGUAAUUUUGGAGGAGACCCAAGCCUCGUGACCAUCUUUGGAGAGUCAGCAGGAGGUUUUAGUGUUUCAGCUCUGAUGCUGUCUCCUUUGACCAAGAAUCUCUUCCACCGGGCCAUUUCCCAGAGUGGGGUUCUCUUUAUGGAAUCUCUGUUCAGUUCCAACAUCAAACCAGCUGCUGAGAAAAUAGCCACCUUUUCUGGAUGUAAAACAACUACAUCAGCCGUCAUGGUUCACUGUAUGCGGCAGAAGACAGAGGAGGAGAUCCUAAAUACAACUCAGAAGAUGGAUUUAUUCCACCUGAAUUUCCAAGGAGACCCCACAGAGAAAUUUCUCUUCCUACCUGCAGUUGUGGAUGGAGUAUUUUUCCCCAGAAGUCCCAAGAAGCUCUUGGCUGAAAAGAAGUUCAAGCGCAUUCCCUACAUCAUGGGAAUCACCAGCCAUGAAUUUGGUUGGUUUCUUCCAAAUAUUCUGGGAUAUCCUAUAUUAGAGGAUGAACUGGAGCAAGCAAAGGCCACGGAACUAUUAUGGCAUUCUUACCCACUUCUUAAAAUCCCCAAAGAACUUACUCCAAUGAUAACUGAAGAGUAUCUUGGAGGGACAGAUGACCCUGUCAAAAAGAAAAGCCUAUUUCUGGAAAUGCUAGGAGACUUGACAUUUUGGAUCCCAACUGUGAUUUUAGGUCAACUUAACAGGGAUUCAGGUGCACCCACUUACUUGUAUGAAUUUCAACAUCGGUCAAGUGUUUGGGGAAACUUGAAACCAGCAACAGUCAAGGCAGACCAUGGGGAUGACAUUUUUUCUGUCUUUGGAUCUCCAUUUUUAAGAGAUGGUUCCCCAAAAGAGGAGAAGCAACUUAGCAGGAUGGUGAUGAAAUAUUGGGCAAACUUUGCCCGGAAUGGAAACCCCAAUGGUGAAGGGCUACCAAAAUGGCCUAGAUAUGAUCAGAAUGGAGAGUACUUUCACAUCAACAUCACCCCCAAAGCAGCCAAGAAACAGAAGGAAAAGGAGGUGGCAUUUUUGACUGAGCUCUUGACAAAGGAAACAACUGGAGUGAAGAUAGAGCAUAGUGAAUUAUGAUCUGGAUGGAUAUGUUGGCUCUCCUUCAUAAGAAGCCUUAGUGGAACUAGAUGAGAAGACAUUUUUUCUUUCGCAUGGGUAUCUAGGACUCUGAUCAUGAGAGAGCUUCUCAAUAUGAAUGAGAUGAAUGAGGCUGUUCAGAACCAGAAAUAGAUGCAAUCAGCCAUGCAUUAGUACAUUUGGAAUGGGGGUGAAGGACUGAAGUUUUGACAUGAGAGACCAUGAGGACAUGAAAGACCUGUAGGAGUUUCUUCUUUUCAUAGUGCUUCAAAGAAUCAGUUGGUUUUUGUGUGUGGGGUUAAUUUGGGUUGUAUUAAAUAUAAUCUACUUUUAAAAA